AUGGCACCUCCAUGGGGCCAUGGGCUUUUCAUUGCCCAGUGCUUCUUAUGGGCACUAUGCGUCUGUGUGGUCGCGGAUCUGUCCGAACAAAUUUCCGAAGACGUUGUGGCUUUCGAAAGCGUACGGAUUGUGGAACCUGCAAAUGACUCGACCACAACGAAAACGAAACCCGGACCUCCCCGAGCUGUUAUCCCAAAGCAGGACAGCAGCGAAGCUUCACAGACUGUUGUAGCGACAAGGCGACGUCUGAGAGGCGUUCCCAAGAAAAUGAACGCUACAUUGGCAGCAACUGUGAACUCGGUCACUGACCUUAAGUCUUCAGCUUCGGGAUACCAUGGGAGUUACGGUGGAGGACACGGAGGAGGCGGACACGGAGGUGGGCAUGGAGGAGGUGGACACGGUGGUGGGCACGGAGGAGGCGGAGAUGGUGGUGGGCACGGAGGAGGCGGAGAUGGUGGUGGGCACGGAGGAGGCGGAGAUGGUGGUGGGCACGGAGGAGGCGGAGAUGGUGGUGGGCACGGAGGAGGCGGAGAUGGUGGUGGGCACGGAGGAGGCGGAGAUGGUGGUGGGCACGGAGGAGGCGGAGAUGGUGGUGGGCACGGAGGAGGCGGAGAUGGUGGUGGGCACGGAGGAGGCGGAGAUGGUGGUGGGCACGGAGGAGGCGGAGAUGGUGGUGGGCACGGAGGAGGCGGAGAUGGUGGUGGGCACGGAGGAGGCGGAGAUGGUGGUGGGCACGGAGGAGGCGGAGAUGGUGGUGGGCACGGAGGAGGCGGAGAUGGUGGUGGGUGGACACGGUGGACAUGGAGGCGGUGGGCACGGCGGUGGUGGACACGGUGGACAUGGAGGCGGUGUGGAGACGGUGGUGGUCAUCACGAAAAAGGUGGUGGCCAUAAACAUCACUCUGAUCACCACGCCAGUCAUGGUAGCAAAGGCGAUAAAGGGUACAAAGGUUAUCAUGACCAUGAGAAAGGAGAGAAGGGAUAUCAUGACAAGGAGGGCCACAGUGGACACUACAGUGAUCAUGGGGGUAAAAAGUCAGAACAUCAUGAAGGUGGCGGCCACCAUGGCGAGCACCAUCACGGUGAAAAGGGAGAGAAAGGAGCCAAGUACGGUGAAGAGGGUGACCAUAAGAAAGGUCAUAGCACGAAGGGCGGACACAACGUGCACAAGAAGGACGAAUAUGAGAAGAAGCAUGAGUUUUACGACGAGCACCAUGAGGGAGGCGAGCACAGCAAGUAUGGAGAGUUCCACGAUCACCACGAGAGUAAAGAGGGAGGCCAUAAGAAGGGCGGUCAUCAUCACGGCGGACAUCAUGAAGAACAUCACGGAAAGAAGGGACAUCACGAUAAGGGGCAUCACCAUGACGACCACAAGGGCCACAAGGGCGAAAAAGGUCACGAGGAACACCAUGGGCAUAAAGAUGAACAUGGCAAAAAGAGUGGCAAAGAAGAAGGAAAGAAGUGGGGAUACAGCAGUAGCUCGGGAGACGGCGGAGGAGGAGGUCACGGUGGACAUGGCGGUGGACACGGAGGACACGGGGGUGGUGGUCAUGGCGGAGGUGGACACGGUGGACAUGGAGGCGGUGGGCACGGCGGUGGUGGACACGGUGGACAUGGAGGCGGUGGACACGGUGGACAUGGCGGCGGUGGACACGGAGGAGGUGGACACGGUGGACAUGGCGGUGGUGGACAUGGUGGCGGGAAACACGGCUGAGGCCAUGGUGGUGAUAGUCAUGGAUGGUGAAAGAUUGAUUUUGCACGGACAAUAUUAUCUUAAAUAUAUAGGUAUUUUGACACCGGUUGGAAUGUUAUUCCUGUGUCUCAGAAUGCCACCGGCCAUGUGAUUGAUUUUGGGCAAAUUGCCACAUUAAAAUAGACUGAUAAAUCAAUAGUCCUGCUCGUUAAUUUGGAGCGGUACUUGAGGAUUAAUAUGUUUGUUACUUAUGAAUUACAGCCAAACAUUAAAGAUGUGAAAGAAAGAGUUAAAUUUGAU
Molecule: messenger RNA, 1992 nt
Organism: Zootermopsis nevadensis
Lineage: Eukaryota; Metazoa; Arthropoda; Insecta; Blattodea; Termopsidae
Source: RefSeq, a predicted model, not a curated record